Molecule: messenger RNA, 2300 nt
Organism: Cyprinodon variegatus (sheepshead minnow)
Lineage: Eukaryota; Metazoa; Chordata; Actinopteri; Cyprinodontiformes; Cyprinodontidae
Gene: il16
Product: interleukin 16
Exons: 8
Coding region: 336-2207 (623 amino acids)
Biological process (GO): leukocyte chemotaxis; induction of positive chemotaxis
Molecular function (GO): CD4 receptor binding; cytokine activity
Source: RefSeq, a predicted model, not a curated record
AUUCAGGGUAACUCUGGACUUCCUGCUCUUCUUCUUGGAGGGGAUGGAGGACAUACCUGCAGAGAUCAAGAUCAGAUCAGACUGAACUCACUGAGGAAAUGGCUCCUCAAUAGUCUCUGAAAGAUCUUUUUUUGCACCUCUCUGUGGUUGCUGAGUGUUGUGAGACACACUUCCUGUUUGUGUGACAGGAAGAACAGUUAGAGCGGCGUACAGCGGAGUUCGGACGCUGUGGAGUGCAUGAAGAACGAUCAGCACAGGUUCUUCAUCUGAGGCUUAAACUGAUCGAUCAGAGCUCUGCCAUAGACCCGUCUCAACCAGAGCCCCCCCCUGCAACCAUGAAGGAAGAUAAAAGAAGCCUGGAGCCCCCUCCUUCAGAGGACCAGCUUAAUGAAGCCUCCGGGCCAAAAGUACCCCCCCCAGUGGCCCCGAAACCGGCCUGGUUUAAUCCAAGUCUGAAGAAAAGACGAGACAACCAGGAUCAGAUGAGGCAAGCUAAUCAUUCAGCAGAGGUGGCUGCAGCUGGAGUCAGCAGAAGCCUGGGGGGCAGGUCCUCCUCAGGAGCAGCCACCAUGUCCAUCAGGCAGAAGAUUCACUCCUUUGAGACGUUUUCUAGUCCAGAAGCUCCGGACAAAAGAGCCGGCAGGAGAUCUACCACUCCUUCCAACUCCCUAUCUUUGAAAGAAAAGCAGUGUACGAGUCCGAGUCACCCUCCUCCUGCUUCAGACAGAGAUGAUGGCAAGAGCAAACAAAACCUCUCCGAUGAGACGCAGUCAGAGCGGUCUGCAUCCGUCCUGACCGAGGACGUCUCUGCUCCACCCUCUGCUGUUCANUCAGUCCUUCAUGAAGAGUCAGAGCGGUCUGCAUCCGUCCUGACCGAGGACGUCUCUGCUCCACCCUCUGCUGUUCAGUCAGUCCUUCAUGAAGACAGCGAUCAAACUGAAGCCGAGUCCCCUGAGGACCAGAUCUCUGGAAACCACCUCUCUAAUGAUGUCCCCUUCUCUGACACCAUCAGCGACUCUGUGAUGGAGGAGAGUUCAGACAGGAAAGUUCAACAGUCCAACCAAGAAGCUGAGGUGAAAGAGCAGGAUCUGACCACCUCCACAGAAGCCCAGUCUUCAUCAGUCAGAGUGGAUCAACAGAAGGAGGUGAAACACUCAGACCAGACCUCAGGAGAAGACUGUGGAGAGGCCCCCAUGGCAGCUCCUCCCUCUGCAGAGGGCCGGCCCUCGAGGAGCCAGGAGGAGGAACACAUUGGGAAGAUCAUUGCCUUCAGCAACCAGGUUUCACAGGCAAUAAUGCGCUCCCACCCUACUUCCUACCAAGGGAACCCUCCGUCCCAAAGCUUAAUGGACCCCCCAGCGAGGGAGGUAGAUAAUCCCUCGGAGUCUGAGCUGAGUACGGUCUGCACAAAUAAAGGAUUCUCUGUCAGCUUAGCAACUCUGAGAGAAUGCACCAUUGAGCAAGGCAGGGAGAACUUGGACCAGGCAACCUGCCUUCACUCCGUCAUGUCAGGAAUUCCUUCCCAGGAAAUCCGAAAGAUGAUUGAAGAAGCUAAGACUUUGGAAGAAGAGACACUGAAGCAACUGGUGGACAUCCACGUUGUGAUCCUGCAUAAAGAGGAAGGAGCUGGGUUGGGCUUCAGCAUCGCUGGAGGAUGUGACCUGGAGAACAAAGCACCAACGGUGCACAAAGUGUUUCCAUGUGGACUGGCAGCUCAGGAGGGAACCAUCCAGAAAGGAGACGAGGUUCUGUCCAUCAAUGGCCAAACUCUGCGUGGAGUCAAGCACACGGACGCCACGGCUGUUCUACGUCAGGCCCGCAAUCAAACCCUGGCUGUGGUGGUGAUCUGCAAGAGAGCCGAUGAAGAGGGCAAAGAUGGAGGGAGCAGGAGAGGGGAGGAACCCAGUGCUCCCAAGGAACAGGGCGUCCCAAUGACUGUGGACCUGGAGAAAGGUGCUGGAGGGAUUGGCUUUUCUUUGGAAGGAGGGAAAGGUUCAAUCCAAGGAGACAGACCUUUGGUCAUCAACAGGAUAUUUAAGGGUGGAGCAGCAGAGCAAAGCGGUCUGCAGUGUGGAGACGAAGUCCUGCAGGUUCAGGGAGCAGGUCUGCAGGACAUGACCAGAUUCGAGGCCUGGAACAUGAUCAAGGCUCUACCUGAAGGGCCUGUUUCCCUGGUCAUCAGGAGACGGCCAGCAGCAGAGGAAUAAAAAAGCUUCUUUUCACAUUUCAUCGCUCAUAAUCUUCUGUUUUUCUGGUCCAGUCAAGGAAACGAUAGUAUUUCACUAUGCUUAAGACAAAUA